CCCAUUUCAUUUUUUUGACUGGAACCACCGUUCCAAUCACCUUCGGUGUCCCAUUUUUGGCAUGCAUCUGGUAGCAGAACAAACUCUGUAAAGUCCACACCCUUAAAUUGUUGUUUUCCAGCUAUCUCUAUCAGUUGUGAGUUGGAAGAAUCCAUGGAUUUCAAGCUUUGAAUGACGGGCGUCUUACAAAGUUACCUAAACUGAAAGCUAAACUGAAGAGGCAGAUGCAGCUCUGAGUACCAGAUUGAGUGAGCUGGUGUGUGCACUGCAUGUACAUGAAAACGCACAUGUUUUUGUCAUCACAUAGACUUAUUCUUGCAUAUUCCUGAGAGCUUUGCAAUUGAUGAAAAUUAAUUCGAGAACCAGAUGGAGCACCUUUACAGCACAGGAAUCAGUAACCCAUGGAAAGACACCUGCCAGUAAUGUUCAACUUUCCACAUGGUCUUCACGGGUGAAAAAAGUUUGCAAGAAGAGGAAGAAAAAACACCCACUGCACAGAAAAAGCCUAAUAAAUACCUCCACAAUCUAAAUCAAUAGCUGUGAGGGAAACAGAAGAAUACAGGGGGUAGAGGAAACUGAUUUUGUUAUCGCAGAGGAAUAAUGUGUGGUCUUUGGCACGUUUUGCUUUGGGCUCAAUAGAUUGUGAAUGGACUAAUAAAUCGUGACCAUAUGUUCAGUAAUGAUGACUGGAAGUAAAUAAGUUGAGGAACUAUGGGACAAGUCUGGGCAUUGAACUGAGCAAACCUCGUCGUCCUUCUUGAGUUAAGCAGGUCAUCAAACUUGCAUAUUCUUUCUCCCUCUCCUUUUUCCUCUUUUCACUUAGCGUGGUAUAAAUACUAAUUAAUUGAGCUCAUAAAUGUUAUUCAAAUAAAACAAUUGGAAUACUUCAUAUGUUUCCUUCUUGUACAGCUGCAAAUGUUGUGUCUGGAACUAUGAAUCUGUGCUGUAGACAAGCAUCAAGAAGGAAAGAUCCGAUCAAACAAGCAAGGAAAAUACCUAGAGAAAUAGUGAACCCAGGAAGUCAGAUUUUUAAUGCUGCUUCUCUUUCUUUUUUAGAUGAUUAUAUUUCUUCCUUCCUUGAAUUUUAGAAGAUUUUGAAAGAGUGCUUAUUUGAUGUGCUUUAAUUCUGGCAUUUGUUUUUUACGGUAGGAUGAAAAGCCUGUGAUUCCUUGUAGCAGAAAAAAGGGAAAAGUAAAGGAAAAACAGCUUGACAUUUUAGCCUGUUUCGGAGGAGAGAGAACUUCAUGGUUCACCUGAGGCAAACUUAUCUGCUUUGAAAGCCAAAAGCUUUAGAGCAUUUUUGAUUCCGCUAUAAAUGAAGAGGGGGUUUCUUUUUCAUUCGUGUGUGGCAGCAAAAAGUGGGAAAGCAGGCAAGAUAGCGUGAUAAACGGUUCAGGCUGUGUUGGGUCUCUGGUGGAAAAAAAGUGCUGCAAUGAAAAUUGGAUUGGCUUUGGAUUGCAAAAACUUUUGAGUCCAACGAGUGGUUCAGUACCAAGAGGGAUUUCCCAACUGGCCUGGCACACCAGUGCCUGCACAAGUUCGGGUCUGUUUCGCACGGUUUGUGUGCCUUUUUUUCCCUUUAUGCAAUCUCUUUCAGCUUUAGCAGCAGAAAUACAUCAGAUGGAAAAGAUAUGCCAGAGGGCAGCUUGGAAAAGAUGAAUGUCAUAUAUAUACAUAUAUAUGUAUGUGCGUGUGUUUAAAUUUCUGCAACUGAACUUUUGAAGAAAAUCUGACUGGAGGAAAUCUUAAAAGCCUUAAGUUACUUGAAACCUACACAUUUGCAACUCUUUGUCUCUGGAAUUGCAUUACGCUAAACUGGAAUCUCAGGCUGUAUAAAGAUUAUACCAAGUUGAGCAAAAAGAUGACUUAACCAUUUCUUGAGCGCCUCUUAUGAAGUAGCUGUUUCUCCAAAGGAUAAGUGCACCCUCACUCUACAGACUCAAAAACAAAAAUGAACGUGAAUUUUUUUUUAAGUGUUACUUUUUCUUAGCCAACUGCCAUCAUCUUUUAUAGAGGAAUUUUUCACUAUGCAUUUGGUGGAUAUUUAUAAACACUGACCCCAUCCUCCUCCCUUUCAAUGAUCUAUCCCAGGUCAGUCUUAUCAAUUAAAAAAAAAAAAAAAAUUGAUUUAAAUUUUGUGCACUAGACAUAUUACUUUCUUAUGUCAAAAAAUAAAAUAUUUAAAAAGCAUGUAUGCAGCAGUGGAACAUGGGCCUGUUCUUUGCAGCGAUUCCAACAUCCUCUGCCUCUCCUGGAAAGGGAGAGUCCCCAAAAGUGAGAAGGAGAAACCGGUGUGCAGGAGGCGGUACUAUGAGGAAGGCUGGUUGGCAACAGGCAAUGGCAGAGGAGUUGUAGGCGUCACUUUUACUUCCAGCCAUUGCAGGAGGGACCGGAACACCCCUCAGAGAAUCAACUUCAAUUUGAGGGGCCACAACAGUGAGGUUGUGCUGGUGAGAUGGAACGAACCAUUCCAGAAAUUAGCAACCUGCGAUGCAGAUGGAGGAAUAUUUGUUUGGAUACAAUACGAAGGCAGAUGGUCUGUGGAGCUUGUGAAUGAUCGGGGGGCACAGGUAAGCGACUUUACAUGGAGCCAUGAUGGGACUCAAGCACUUAUCUCAUAUAGAGAUGGAUUUGUGCUGGUCGGUUCAGUCAGCGGACAAAGACACUGGUCUUCAGAAAUAAACUUGGAGAGCCAGAUCACCUGUGGCAUAUGGACUCCAGAUGACCAACAGGUACUGUUUGGCACUGCUGAUGGACAGGUUAUCGUCAUGGACUGCCAUGGCCGAAUGCUGGCCCACGUACUCCUUCACGAGUCAGAUGGCAUCCUCAGCAUGUCCUGGAACUACCCCAGCUUCCUGGUGGAGGACAGCAGCGAGAGCGACACAGACUCUGACGACUAUUCCCCACCACAAGAUGGACCAGCUGCGUAUCCAGUCCCGGUGCAGAACACCAAGCCACUACUUACUGUCAGCUUCACGUCAGGAGACAUCAGUUUAAUGAACAACUAUGAUGACUUGUCUCCUACUAUCAUCCGCUCAGGGUUGAAAGAUGUGGUGGUACAGUGGUGUACACAAGGAGACCUACUUGCAGUAGCAGGCAUGGAGAAGCAAAGCCAGCUAGUUGACCUCAGCAAUGGUUCCCUGUUGAAAAGCGCGCUUGUCAAGUUCUACAAUGUGCGUGGGGAGCAUAUCUACACUCUGGAGACACCUGUGCAGCGUCCCAUCAUCUCCAUCUGUUGGGGUCACAGGGAUUCGCGCCUGCUGAUGGCUUCCGGACCUGCAUUGUAUGUUGUCAGAGUCGAGCACAGGGUCUCCAGUCUGCAGCUGCUGUGCCAGCAGACCAUCGCUAGCUGUCUGCGGGAUGACAAGGAUAUCAGCAAACUGACCCUGCCCCCUCGGCUCUGCUCGUACCUCACCACUGCCUUUAUACCAACAAUCAAGCCUCCUAUCCCAGACCCAAACAAUAUGAGAGAUUUUGUCAGCUACCCAACAGCUGGUAAUGAACGCCUUCACUGCACGAUGAAGCGGACAGAAGAUGACCCAGAGGUCGGUGGUCCAUGUUAUACUCUGUACCUGGAAUACCUUGGCGGAUUAGUGCCUAUCCUGAAAGGACGUCGUAUCAGCAAGUUGCGGCCAGAGUUUGUCAUCAUGGAUCCUAAAACAGAUGGAAAAGCAGAUGAAAUCUAUGGAAACAGCUUGAUUUCCACUGUGAUUGACAGCUGCAACUGCUCGGACUCCAGCGAUAUUGAACUGAGUGAUGACUGGGCAGCAAAGAAAUCUCCCAAAAUCAGUCGGGCUAGCAAAUCACCCAAGCUCCCUAGAAUCAAUAUAGAAGCUCGCAAAUCUCCAAAGAUGUCACGAGCUGCACAGGAGAUAUCAAGAUCACCAAGGUUACCAAUAAGGAAACCUUCUAUUGGUUCACCAAGCCUAACUCGAAGAGAGUUUCCUUUAGAAGAUAUUACUCAGCACAACUACCUUGCUCAGGUCACAUCUAAUAUCUGGGGAACCAAAUUUAAAAUUGUGGGUUUGGCCGCUUUCCUACCAACUAACCUUGGUGCAGUAAUAUAUAAAACCAGUUUGCUGCAUCUGCAGCCCAGGCAGAUGACAAUAUAUCUCCCAGAAGUGCGAAAGAUUUCAAUGGACUACAUUAACCUGCCUGUCUUUAAUCCAAAUGUUUUCAGUGAAGACGAAGAUGAUUUACCAGUGCCCGGCGCCCCUGGUGCCCCCGCCAGCAGCCCGCCGUGCACCGUCAACAUCCCCAUCGCCCCCAUCCACAGCUCGGCCCAGGCCAUGUCGCCCACCCAGAGCAUCGGCCUGGUCCAGUCGCUGCUGGCCAAUCAGAACGUGCAGCUGGACGUGCUGGCCAAUCCGCCGGCAGAACCGGGGGGCGAGGGGGCGGGACCGGCACCCUUCCCGGGGGCUCCAGGCCGGUUCCCCGGCCCUGGGGCCGGGGCGCUGGCCGGAGGAGCGCUGGCCGGGGGGGAACUGGGCCGCACCGCCCCCGCACCCCCUGUCCUCGCCCCACCACCCCCUGCGCCCCCCGCCAUCGCUCUGGCCGACCUGCGGGACCACAGCGACCGCGAGCACGAGCCCCCGCCCAAGGCCAAGGCCCCACGGCCAGGGCCACAGAUGGUGGAAGGAGAUGCUGUCGUCUUCGGGGCUGCCCAGGAGCUGCAGCUCAACAAGAUGAACCCCCCACCGCCCUACCCUGGCACCAUCCCCGCUGCGCCGACCUCUGCCCCGCCACCUCCACCUGGCCCCCCGCAGAUGCCCCUCGACCUCUGCCUGAAAAAGGGGGAGUUCUCCCUCUACCCGGCGGGGCACUACCAGACGCCCCUGGGGUACGAGCGGAUAACGACAUUCGACAGCAGCGGGAACGUGGAGGAGGUGUGCCGGCCUCGCACCAGGAUGCUCUGUGCCCAGAGCACCUACACCCUGCCGGGGCCCGGCAGCUCCGCCACCUUGCGCAUCACCGCCGCCGAGAAGAAGAUGCAGCAGCCCUGCACCAGCGCCACCCUGAACCGGCUCACGGUCCCCCGUUACUCCAUCCCAAGCGGGGACCCGCCGCCCUACCCCGACAUUGCCAGCCAGCUGUCCCAAGGCAGAAGUAUCGCGCAGAGGCUGGACAGCAGUAUCAUUCAUGCGACUCUGCGGAGGAACAGCAGAGAGGCAGCCCUGAAAAUGGCUCAGCUGGUGGACGGUCAGAGAGCCACCUUGCAACUUCCCCCAAAAGCCAAGAGCAGCGUUGUGACGGCGCAGUACCAGCAGAGAGUACCCACCGCCUUGUACACCUGCAGCCAAUGCAGCAGCGGCGGCGGUGGCAGCAGCAACGUGAGCACUGGUGGUGUGAGCAACAUCAGUAGUGCCAAUGCUAGUAGCAGUGCUUCCAGUAUUGGUGGCAUGAGACCUGAUCUGAGCACGGGGAGUGGCUCCCAGCACAGCUCCGUCAUCGCUCACUCUGUCAGUACUUCGCCUCUGGCCUCCCAGUCCUCCUACAGCUUGCUGAGCCCGCCUGACAAUUCCCGUGACCGAGCAGAUUAUAUCAACUCCGCCUUCACAGAGGAUGAGGCCCUUUCUCAGCACUGCCCAGUGGAGAAAUCAAUACGUGGGCAUGUACCCGUGGCCUUGACGGAGGCUGCCCUCAGCGUAAAACGGCCACCACCAUACCAGUGGGACCCUAUGGUGAGUGAAGAGAUAUGGGUUCCUCAGGAAAGGACAUCUCAGAGCUCAGUGCCCAACCCUCUAAAACCUACUCCUCUCAUCAUCGGUCAAGCUCAACAUCUAGAUAUGUCUCGAGUGCCGUUUGUUUCCCCUAAGUCUCCAACCAGUCCCACUGCCACUUUCCAGACAAGUUACGGGGUUGGAGUACCUUACCCAGGAAGCUACAGUGCCCCUCCCCUUCAGGGAAUGCAGCCCCCCUGCUCCCCCAAAGAAGCUCUGGCCCCAACACAGUUUGCACAGCAGGAACCCACAGUUGUGCUUCAGCCAGGUUAUCCAUCCAACCUCUCCUAUUGCCCUUUGCCACCCAUGUACCCGGGAAGUAGCGCCUGCUCUAGUUUACAGCUGCCGCCAAUCGCCUUGCACCCGUGGAGCUCCUACAGCACCUGCCCACCUGUACCGAACCCCCAGGGCACAUUGCCCCCCAAGCCGCUCCUCGUGGUGGAGAAGCCAGUGAUGUCUCCCCCACCAGCAGAGCUGCAGGGACAUGUGGGCACAGAGGUAAUGGUGGAGACAGCAGACACCUUCCAGGAGGUGCUCUCCUUGACGGAAAGCCCUGUUCCUCAAAGGACAGACAAAUUCGGCAAGAAGAGCCGGAAGCGCCUGGACAGUCGAGCAGAGGAAGGAAAUGUGCAGGCUAUCACUGAGGGCAAGGUCAAAAAGGAGGCAAGGACGCUGACUGACUUCAACUCACUGAUAUCCAGCCCUCGGCUGGGGAGAGAAAAGAAGAAAGUCAAGAGCCAGAAAGACCAGCUGAAGUCCAAGAAGCUAAACAAGACGAAUGAGUUUCAGGACAGUUCAGAGAGUGAGCCAGAGCUUUUUAUUAGUGGGGACGAACUGAUGAACCAGAGCCAGGGCAGCAAAAAGGGUUGGAAAACUAAAAGGAGUUUGAGGACAGCCAGUGAGCUGGAUGAAUUCAAGUGCCGGAAGGCCAGCGAGAAGGAGGAUGGGAGGCUGGGGAGCCAGGGCUUUGUGUACGUGAUGGCCAACAAGCAACCGCUGUGGAAUGAGGCCACGCAAGUCUACCAGCUGGACUUCGGAGGGCGGGUGACCCAGGAGUCGGCAAAAAACUUCCAGAUUGAACUGGAAGGACGACAGGUGAUGCAGUUUGGAAGGAUUGAUGGCAAUGCUUACAUUUUGGACUUUCAGUAUCCAUUUUCUGCAGUGCAAGCCUUUGCUGUUGCUCUGGCUAACGUGACUCAACGCCUCAAAUGAACAAGCAGAGACUGGAGAGAGGAAAAUGUUAACCUUCUCGUAAAGUCCAAACCGGAAAAUGUCAGGGCAGCCUGCUUUAGGUGUGCCGAGGUGCCUGGGAGCGAAGAAGGCAGUAAAACUGGAAUAGUCUCUUGGUGCCCAACAGAAGGGCAUUAACUCUAAUCAGUCAUGGGGUGGAGGGUGGGGGGGGCUGUUUUCUGUUUUGUUUGUUUGUUCGUUUGUUUGUUUUCAGGUGUUUUUCUUUUUUUCUUCUUAAGCUUUGUGCUGGGUCUCAGAAAGAGCAAAGGGUUGAGAGCCAUUCAGUGUUACAUGGAGAAGUGUGGCUUUUGGCUUGUUGUGGUGGUUCUGCCGUGUUUGCUACAGUAGCUGAUGUAAGCCCGUAGGGGGAUUAAAAAAGACUGCUCUUUUUGAUA
This is a messenger RNA of Chroicocephalus ridibundus (black-headed gull), 7345 nucleotides long. RefSeq names its product TUB like protein 4 (gene TULP4). The coding region runs from base 2190 to 6932 and encodes 1580 amino acids. The transcript is spliced from 15 exons. Gene Ontology annotation, molecular function: protein binding. The record is from RefSeq and is a predicted model, not a curated record. Lineage: Eukaryota; Metazoa; Chordata; Aves; Charadriiformes; Laridae.